Messenger RNA from Ostrinia nubilalis (European corn borer), 3555 nucleotides. Its product is annotated as syntenin-1-like. The coding region runs from base 92 to 952 and encodes 286 amino acids. The transcript has 5 exons. NCBI's taxonomy places the organism in Eukaryota, Metazoa, Arthropoda, Insecta, Lepidoptera, Crambidae. Gene Ontology annotation, cellular component: cytoplasm; plasma membrane. The record is from RefSeq and is a predicted model, not a curated record. Gene Ontology annotation, molecular function: protein binding.
AUUAGAGAGUAUACCAGGAGGACACAGACGGAUUUUACAAAUUAAUUUAAUUUACUUGUUUUGCCUAGGAAGUCCAAAAUAUUCUAUCAAAAUGUCUCUGUAUCCAUCUUUGGAGGAUAUGAAAGUCGAUACGAUGGCGCGAGCACAGAUGAGUCAUCAGCAGGGGCCGCCCUCGUACCAUGCUGCCCCCAUGCCUCCGGUGCCCAGCGCUCCUGCCCAUGUCUAUCCCGCACUUGGGAACUACAUGGGGCUGGAAUUAUCAGCGGAUGUUAUUGCGCGUAAUAUGCCCGAGUAUCAGGUUCAAACAGUCUCUUCUGGAGGUGCAGGUCGCAACUUGAUUGCCCCCAUAUCGUCCCAGUCACCAUCGCUGGUGAAAGCUACUGUUACUGGUGCUAUUAGGCAGGUUGUCCUUUGCAAGGAUAGAGACGGCAAGUGUGGAUUGAGGCUACACUCGGUCAACAAUGGAGUGUUUGUAUGCUAUGUUGGAACAGGCAGUCCGGCCGCCCUUGCUGGGUUGAGAUUUGGGGAUCAGAUAUUGGAGAUCAAUAAUGUGGCUCUUGCGGGAAUGAGCAUGGACCAAUGCCAUGGAUUAUUAAAGAAAGCCCCAGCCAAUGGCAUUUAUAUGGCUGUCCGUGACAGACCGUUUGAGAGGACAAUAACCCUUCACAAAGACUCCCUUGGUCAUGUUGGAUUCCAUUUCAAGAAUGGCAAAAUUGUUGGACUUGUCAAAGAUUCGUCAGCAGCUCGCAAUGGCUUGUUAACAGACCACCAGCUCUUAGAAAUCAAUACAAUUAAUGUUGUUGGAAUGAAAGAUAAGGAAGUUUCCAAAGUUAUCGAUGAGAGUCCAUCAGUCGUAAACAUAACCAUAAUACCCUGUUAUAUUUAUGAGCACAUGAUAAGCAAGAUGUCAUCAACAUUGUUCAAAGAGUUGGACCGUACACCUGCAGUUUAAAAGGACAGAUGCUAUUUUUUUAAAUUAUCCACCCUUUUCACGAAUUUAUAUUACAUAUUCCUAUUGGCACAUACUGUAAUCUGUUUCACUUUUGUAACUAAAAUAGUAAUAGCACAUGUAAUAAGAUAAAUGAUGAGCAGAUAAUUAUGUCCAUUUGAUCAUAAUGAGUGGUGAAAUGCACCAUACACUUUGGUUGUUUAUAAAGAUAGGAGAUAGCAUUAAUGACUGCUCGACUAAUCUGGUUAGAGUGGUUGCCUACUAUCUACGUACAUGCUAUCUUGAUUCAGAAAUACCAAGUUUGUUUGAACCUAUUGAUUGCCUCAGGGGAAACGAUUUUUUAGCAUUGUUUUAAGUACAUAUAAUGUUGCGUCAUGCUAGUUAGUAACGGCUGUGAGGAUCUGCUGAGAUGCCAAUGAAGGAUAUUAUUGUAUCAUACCAAAUUUUGUUGCCAUAUUUUAUUUGAAAUUUUUCAGAUGCAAAGACUUAAUUAUACUUGACCAGUAGGCCUAGAAUGCGCGCCGCGAUAAACGGUUAUCACGCCAUUUUAUCAAUUUUGUCCAUACAUUUUGACGUCGAUAUGAGUAUAUCACGGCGCGCAUCCUAGCCCAGCAGGUCAGAUGGAAAGAAAGGUCGAUUUUUUAAUCACUCGUUCUACAUUUUUUGGGACAAAGCAUUCUACUUGAUGGAAUGGUGCAUGUCUAAAUGUAUCUCCCUUAUUCAUAUAAAAAAUAUUAAUUCAUAUCAACUAUUCAUAUUUUCAUUUCAAUGUGAUGAAAGCCAUUAACUAGAAUUUUGCUUCAUAAGGCAAUUACUUUUUUUAUGAAUAGGGGAGUGCCUAUGUAUGGUAAAAAAUUAGAAUAUAACUUACUUCCCAUUUAAGGAUAGAUAUUUUUAUGUAAGGUUUAGUAGUAGUAUGUUGUGCACUUUAUUUACAAUUUUAUAUGUUUCAUAAAGCAUUUAUAGUACCUAUAAAACUGAAGAUUUUGCCUUUCAUUAACUCAAGUUACAACAAAAAGCCUUUUAAUAUGAUAAGUAGAUAAAUGUUGAUGGUUAUUUGGAAUUUAUUAUUAUUACCUAUAUUUAAACAAAAUAUAUAAUUUAAGUUUCUAUUUGUUUUUAUUAUGCCUUAACCUGUCUAGUAAAUUUGCAAAUUAUUAUUUUUUAAAUGUAAACUUAUUAUUUUUCAAUAUUCACUAUCAACAUUCCUAUUUCAGUUUUAAAUAGAGUUAUGAUGAUACUUUUAAAUAAUGUUUUAUAACUUGACGUCAGAUUUUAAUAUACCUACCUUUUGCAGUCGGGUAAAUGUUAAUAUUCUUGUGGCGAUAUCAUGACCUUGGAAAAUUGAAUUUGAAAUGAAACCAGACUAAUCGAUUUGUAUAAUGUUUAUGUUUGGAUUGAUUACUAAUCGUUUGGUUUGAAUUGUAAAUUAGUGAAGUUGGAAGUCAAAAGUAUUAAAUGUACGUAAGUCAAUUUUAGUUUAGGUAAAACCCCGAAAAAUAUUAUUCUGUUAAAUGCAACAAUACGCCAUGUAAUAAUCGUUUAAUUGUAAUUGUUGAAAGGUUGUUGUUGCAUUUUAUGACAUAAUAAAAAGAAAAGUCUAAAAAGGUGUGUGCAUUUGUAAACAUUUUACUUAGCAGUUAGAAAGUAUGGAAGAUUUCAACCCCAAAGUUGAAUUUGUAUUCGAAUCUUAAUAAAUCUUUGUUAGACCAAUAAUAAUAAUGUGGUCUCGGGAAAUUUAUGAAUAAAAAGAAGAAUCGAGGAAAGAGAUGGUCCCAACCUUUUCUACGCAAGUUCAAUCAGUCUGGUCGUUUAUUACUUCUAUUAAGAUUUUUAAUUUGUAUACUUACCAUUUUGUCUUCUUGCAUGCUUAUGUAAACAUUUUUAAAGGUAGUUAUGUUACCAUAUUGAUUGUUUACAAAAAUAGUGCCAACGAAAACAUGACUGAGAAUGUUUUUAAAUUCACAAGGUAUAUUAUUAUAAAGUGCUGCAAUAUUUAGGUACCGUUUUUUAUCUAGCGUAAAAUAAUAGAUAAAUACUUAUAGCAUGAGAUCUAACAAUUUUAUGUGUAUUUUUUUGUAUCCAUGUUAUGUUAUGGAUAUUAUGUCCUAUUUAGGUAUUCUACAUUAGGCCGUUAUGUGUGCCUCAGUACAUGACGUUGCGAUUGGAUGACUUAUUGGUUUGCUGAAGAAAGAGCUGUUAACGGUUUAUAUUUUGAAACCACGCUCUGUAGGCCUAGGAUGCGUGGCACGAUAAGCGUUUAUCACGCCAUUUUAUCGAUUUUACGGGAUAAGCUCAUACAUUUGUUGUCUAAAAUGAUCGAUAAGAUUUUAUCACGGCGCGCAUCCUAGCCCGCCUGGUAUUAAUGAAUAUGCACUAAUUUGGGUCAAAUUUUAAUACCUAUUUAGACUAAAUCAAGCAAACGCAAGCUCAAAUCUGUGCUAUUUUGUAUAGGCAUAUAAAUAUCGUUUCAGAAUAUAAGCCAGACUUCAGAAAUCAAGGAUAUAUUUUACAACCACACUCGCUUAUUUAGACGUAAAAACUUUAUUGUUUAUUAUGUACCUACGUACCUAUGUUUAAAUUCACAAUAAAACUUCCAUAAAACA